Vidua chalybeata is the source of this 598-nucleotide messenger RNA. It is a transcript of the gene EMC4, whose product is annotated as ER membrane protein complex subunit 4. The record is from RefSeq and is a predicted model, not a curated record. Gene Ontology annotation, biological process: protein folding in endoplasmic reticulum. Bases 33 to 560 code for a protein of 175 amino acids. Gene Ontology annotation, cellular component: EMC complex. The transcript is spliced from 5 exons. Lineage: Eukaryota; Metazoa; Chordata; Aves; Passeriformes; Viduidae.
GCACGCGCGUGCCCGCGUGACGCGGCGCAGACAUGGCGGCGGCGGCGGCGGCGCUCCGGGGCCGCCGCUUCAAGUGGUCGCUGGACCUGGGGGCGGCGCCGGGGGCUCGGCCCCGCGGAGCCGCCGAGGGCCGCGGCCCGCUCGGGUUCGCUGACCGGCAGCUGGGGGAGGGCGGCGUCCACGAGAGCGACAAGAUCCUGAUGGAGAAGCGCUGCUGGGACGUGGCUCUGGCGCCGCUGAAGCAGAUCCCCAUGAACCUGUUCAUCAUGUACAUGGCCGGCAACACCAUCUCCAUCUUCCCGGCCAUGAUGGUCUGCAUGAUGGGCUGGCGCCCGCUGCAGGCCCUCAUGUCCCUGUCUGCCACUCUGAAGGCCCUGGAGAGCUCAAGCCGGCGGGCCCUGCAGGGUCUGGUGUUCCUGGUGGGCAAUGGGCUGGGGCUGGCACUGGCCCUCUACAAGUGCCAGGCCAUGGGGCUGCUGCCCACACGCCCUUCCGACUGGCUGGCCUUUGUCACCCCCCCGCAGCGAAUGGAAUUCACUGGGGGGGGCCUGAUCUUGUGACCCCCUGCGCCCACCCACCAAUAAAGGCAAUGGCAGGA